Molecule: messenger RNA, 1089 nt
Organism: Adineta steineri
Lineage: Eukaryota; Metazoa; Rotifera; Eurotatoria; Adinetida; Adinetidae
Source: the annotation of a GenBank genome assembly
AUGGCAUAUUUCAAACGAUAUAAUUAUAAAAAAUCUCAUUGUACAACAUUAUUUCUUGACAAAUUUGCUUUUCGAGAUCAAUAUGGAUUUAUAAAAGAUGCAAAACUAGAAAAAAUCAAUGAUUUUACAGGAAUUAAUGCUGUUUCAUCAUCAGAUAAUGAAAAAACUGAUAAUGAAUUAGAUAAAAUGAAUACAGAAUUAGGCGAAAUGUUACGUGGACUUGAAUUAAGAAAACGUGCUUAUUAUGUUAAUAUGCCAAAUUAUAUAUAUAUUAUUGGAGGUUAUCUAUUUGAUCCAUUACUUAAAGAACGUCGAGCACCAUCGAAUGAUUGGAAAUGGGAUAUUGAAGAAAAGAAAUUAGAAAAAAUUCCUCCUGUACCAGGUUAUGGACGAAUUAAUUUUGGUAUUGCAGCUAAUAAUGGAAAAAUGGUAGUUAUUGGAGGAAAUACAAUAUUAAACAAGCCAACGGAUACUUGUUAUGUUUAUGAACAAAAUGAUGAACAAUGGCAAAUAUUACCAUCGCUUCCAAAUCCACUAUGUGGUUCUGCUGUAACACUUGAUGAUAAAGAUUCAUUAUAUGUAUUUGGCGGAUAUGAUUUACUUUCUGGUUAUGUACAAUUUCAUAAUGAUUUAUUACAACUUGAAAAUUUAACAUCAAAAAAAUGGACACAAUUAAAGAAUACAUUUAGCAUGAAAAAUAAAUCUCAAAAUGUUAUACCACGAGCACGUGCAUUACUUAUUGCAUGUGGUGAUGAUAUUAUAUCACCUGAUGGUGGUCUUUUUGCAUGUGGUGGUUAUCAUAAAUCAUUGACUGGUGAAUUAGUACCUGUAUCAGAAAUAUUAUGUUAUAAUAAAUCAACAAAAGAUUGGAUAUAUUUAUCUGAUAUACCUAAUCUUAAGAAAAUCAGUCUUUUUUCUAUUGAAAAUAAUAUAUUAAUUAUAUCAGAAAAAAUUCGAUCAGAUAAUAAUAAUGAUGAUGAUGAACUUAUUCCAAUAUCGAAAUAUGAUUUAAUGAAUAGAAAAUGGUUAAUGAUAGAUCAAACAGAAAUUUCCAAUACUCAAAUUGAACAAACAGAAACAGAUCAAUGA